Messenger RNA from Porites lobata, 10565 nucleotides. The record is from the annotation of a GenBank genome assembly. Lineage: Eukaryota; Metazoa; Cnidaria; Anthozoa; Scleractinia; Poritidae.
AUGAAGCUUACUAUGUUGUUCUCUGUGGUUCUUUUCGUUUUGCUUCUCACACAUCAAGGACUCUGUAAAAGCAGGUAAGUUAAAUUUAUUUUAUCAACCUUAUGUUAGAAGCAAGUUACAAAAAAGGAUGCGCGUGGAAGGCGACAGCCUUGAUUUCCGCGCUACAAUCUGAGGCAAGCAAAUAAUAUUCCAAGCGUACUGGACUAAGUUGCGCACGACAGGAAAGUAAAAGUUUUAGGCAGAAAGACACAAAAGCAACACUUCGUAAGCCAAGCCAUGAUACGUAAUUAGUCAAUUUGGAGUUAUUAACUUUACGUUAAAAGCAAGUGAGACAAUUUACGGGCGUGGAAGGUGAGAGCCUCGCUUCCUGCCCUAAAUCUUACCCCAAGACACAGGUAAAUUACAGUUAUAAUUUCAUAAAAUUUUCAAACGUAACUAAGUUCCGAGGAACAACACAGUAAAAGUUGGAACAUAAAGUUUUCACAGAAAUAUUACCACGCUAGUUGAAAGUUAGUUCUAAUACUUGUUUGAUGAAAGAAUUGUGAUAACGUUGACAUACCGUAUUUGACAGUAUUCCCAAGCUUAUUAAACUAAAUUACGAAGAGUGGGAAAGUUAAAGUUGAAACAUAAAGAUGUAGAAAAAUAACGUUGUCGAGGAGUAUUUUAGGCUCAGAGCAAACUAGUUUUCACGGAAAUAUUACAACUAUAGUUGAUGGUCAGAUCCAACGCUCGACCAGCGAAAGAGUAGAGUAUUUGCCGCGAGUCUACGAUUAUUCUUGACAACUUAAAUUUUAUUUUGUGUUAUUGUUUCAGAUCCAGCGACUCUUCAAGUAACACCCUUCAAAACAAGGUAUGUUUCAAUACAAAGUCGGUUAACGAUGCAAGUCGAAAUGAAAUGAGAUAACAUACAGCACCUCCUUAAGAUUGCUGCAACUCUGCCGAACGGUUUGGUUAACCUUUGUAAUUUGGUUUUUCGGUUCCUGACAUAACAUUAGUGGCAUCAUAGUAUAUCAUUCGUACGGCUGACCUGUAACUUACAAAAGCUUUUCUAAUAGUUUUAUUCCUUCGCGAAUCAACUUUUAAUUGCUCCAAGAAUUUCAUUAUUCUGUAUACAUAUAGUUUAAAAAGUUUAGAUAAUUUCGUGUCGAUAUUUUUCUAACUCUUUAACUCUUCUUUUUAUUGCUAGAAUUAUCCUUUGUUACUGCGCAUUGUCAAAGAGGGAGGCCAUCGUGGAUUACAGGAAUGUCAGAGACAGUUUAAGAAAGAGAUAUGGAACUGUUCCCUGGUCAACAAGAAUGUGUUUCAGCAGUUGCCCAUCUUUGUUAAAACCACUUUGCCACAGGGUGAGUAUCAGACAUUUUGUUGUUUAAGAUAAGGACAACAGCCAGUGAAUAUGGUUCGAAAACUGACAACUUUUAGUAACAACUAAACAGAAAACUAAGAGGCUAACUUGGGAAUAUCAAGAUAUCUGACAUAUUUAUAAUGUAACAACCUUCAAAAUCAACCAGAGCUCGAACGGGCUCCUGAGACUUCCUGCUCAAGGUUUUUAAAGUACUAUCUGCAGAAACUAUAAACUCACGUGCGACGUUAAGUAUUCUAAAUUUCCGUUAAAUUUGUUCUCUCUCGAGGAAGUUUGAAUGGUAACUUUUAUGAAAGACAAAAACUUAGUCUGACUAAACAGUUUUACACAUAAUUCUGGUUUAGCGCGAAUGGCUCACAGGAUAAAAGCUGAUAUAAGCUUAUGCUUAAAGAGCAAUUCCUCCAAAAAAGGCGAAGGCGAAGUCUUAGCUGGUGUCAAGAAUACAACAGAGCCUUGCAUAACUGAUCAUCAUCAAGGACUGCCCGUUGCCAUAAAGAGACUCUCGGUGAAACUCUGAUAACAAUUGAUCUAUGUUGCUGGAUCAUUAAACGUUUUUGGGAAAAUGCCCACCUACCCCUCCCCAACAUUUUACCUUAAGUGAGAAGUAAGUGCAGGAGCCGGCUCCUGGUAAGUGUUAAUGUUGGCCUAGGAGGGGGGUAGGUGGGCAGUUUCCCAGAAACGUAUAAUGAUCCGCUGUCAUCCUUAAAUCUUUACAGCCACUCGGGAAACCGCUUUUCUUCACGCCAUCAGUAGCGCCGCCAUUACACACGAGAUCACUCUUCAAUGCGCGCGCAAUAGAAUUCCCGGAUGUAGAUGCGGGAAAACGAGAAAACAGUUGCAAGGAGACCGUGAGUGGGAAUGGGGCGGAUGCAGCGAUAACACCAAAUAUGGAGAAAAGGAGACGAGACGCUUCAUCGACAGACUAGAGAAAGGAAACGACGCUCGCACAGCAUUCAACCUGCAUAAUAAUCAAGUGGGAAGAAAGGUAAACUGACUCGACACUAUUUAUCCUUCCAAUAAAAUCGGCAAACGUGUGUCGUGACCAAUCAUAAGAGAUAGAAGAUUUAAAAAGUUAAAGGAGCUAUGUUACGAAUUAUGCCAAAAUUCUAACAGAAGGAACUGCCUAAAAAAGUAGGCCCGGAUGGACAAAGGUUUGAAGUUGUGGAUUUUUGAAAACUUGUUAGCCUAACAAUUUUUUUAAGUUCAUUUUCGUUGUUUAUAUUGUUUGGUAUAAUGCUUAGGAAAUUAAAUGUUUGUUGGGCAAGAAGCUGUGAUUUUGUCGUCCAUAGGGAAUUUCUCCGUCAGCGUUUUAAAAAGAAUCCAUCAAAUCUAGUGCGACAUACCAUAUUUUCUAAGACUUCCCUGGUACAACUACAGUUUGCGCUAUCUUACAAUUUCCAAGUCGUUUAAUUAACCAUGCACGACGACCUGUGCAUUGAUUGACUCGAGCGCAAACUUUACCCGGCAGUACUUUUGUCUUGCCAGUUUUAACUAUCAUGGUCUGACAAAGUGAUUGUUAUUUGUUUAAAACAGGUUGUUCGAGGAAGCCUUAAAAAAGAAUGCAAGUGUCAUGGCGUCACUGGCAGUUGUAACUUGAAAACCUGCUGGAAGCAGCUGGCUCCGUUUGCCGUUGUCGGAUCAGUGCUCAAGCAGAAAUACCUCACAGCUGUUCCAGUGUCACUCAAAAACAACAAACUUCACGAGAAAGAAGGCCGGGACAGACCGUUAUCAAGGAAAUCCACGAAGCUUGUUUACUUAGACUCGUCCCCAGACUACUGCGUACGAAACACUACUGCUGGCUCUCUUGGAAUGCUGGGAAGAACCUGUACAAGUGACGCUGGACACACCAAGGAAUGCAGAUCUCUUUGUCAAUCUUGUAACUUGCGGGCUCAAACCAAAGAACAUUACAAACAGGUCAAGUGCAGAUGUAAAUUUGUGUGGUGCUGUACUGUGAAAUGCGAGUUAUGUACUGUCAAAUAUUCGCUUACAACUUGUUCAAAAUAGAUUAACACCAUGCGGAAAGACGUUCUAGAUGUAACAAUUAUAAAUUAAGUUUUUAUCUUAAAAUAAGGUUAUGGAAAGAAACAUUAGGUAGUUUUUGUAAGUUCUUGUCAUGACGUGUUAGGAAUCGUGAGCAUUUUAUGCGAAAGGGGAUUCAUUGUAUUUUACCUUCUUAGAGUAAGAAGUUCUAGAUGUAUUAAUUGUAAAUUAAGUUUUCAAUCCUGUAACAGGGUUCGGGAAAGAAACAUUUCGCAGUUUUUCUAAGUUGCUUUUUUUUGGUACGAUAAGUUCGGAAAUUGAUUAAUGAUGUGCAUCUUAUAAGAAACAGAUUCAUUCUAAUUUCACUUUCUUAAAGCAAGCGCCAUAAGCUAGUGUUUAGCGGUUUCAAAACGUUGUAUUUUACUAUCUGUAGUUUCUUGACUUCCUAGUCUUUUCAUAUUAUAUAAUGAGGGAUCUACACGCUUGAAUAUUGUGUAAUAAAUUCUGUUGUUAUGUAUGUCACGCUUCGUGUUUCAUUUGGGUUUGGGAAUAGAUUUAAAAGGAGCACUGGAAACACACGGCCCUGAUUGCUAUUACACAUUUUAUUCACUGGAAACGUACACAUGGUAACAGGACAGAUUUGAAAAUAAAAAAGAGUAAGAAGUAUAUUACAAAGAUAACAUCCCGCUUGAACCUCGGAUAAAUACCCAAGUUACAACGUUUGUAUUCUUAUUAACAUUCGGUGUAACAUGGGCGCACAAACGACUCUGAACUGUCUUCAACUUCUGCCCAGUUUGGGAGCAAAUUUUAUUGCUACAUUCUGCCCUUACAUCCUCUCCUUUUGUUUUUAACUUUUUGAUUUUACGACCGGUUUGCUGGGGAUCUCGGUGGGGUAAACUGUUGGGUGUAAAAACCGUUUUUCUACCGCUAUUCUUUACAGCAAGGAGCCCAAAAGUGUGAUCUCCUUUAAUUAACUCAAAUUCUUUCAUGCAGAUAUUAACCAAUCAGAAGUCGAGGACAGUUUCCAGCAAAUAUUGAAAUAAAAAUUGAGUCCAAGUUUACUUAUACACAUCACUGUUACAAUUUUCACGGCCAAAGGACAAGAAAACUGCUUAUGCAAACUUAUUUUCAAAUGGAAUCAUUAGGAUGACUGGCACAACGACAUCUUCUAGAAAAACAUCGUUUAACAAAUUUUCACUUGUCGCGUUUUUAGCACAAAUGUGAACUUAUCUUUAUUUAAGUAUCAGAACAAUAAGUAAUAUUUACAAUUUCAAACUAUAUCGUAUUGUUUACAAAGUAAAAGCCAAAUAUAUGUCCACCAUAGAAAACCAUUUACAAUUAUGAAUAAUUUAAGAAUGAGAAAAGGAAAAUCAAGCAUUACUAAGAAAAAAACUAUUAAAAAUCUAGGCCUAAAAUUAUGAGUGCAGAUGUAGACCAGUUACAGCGAAAGUGAAGUCUUCUGAGACCUCACGUGAUUUGAAUGGAUAUCUAGAACCUCUGACGCAUCUGUGUACAGUUCGUAAUAUAGCAAAUGAGAGCUGUAUUCGAAGCCAGGAAACUUAUUAAUCUUAGUAUUUCACACUUUCUGCGAGAAGGCCACGCACGCCGAUCAUAGAGAAGUUCUUUACUAAUGAUUUUUCGCAUCUUCACAUUACGUGGGGUAUUUUUCUUCCAGUACGACGCAAGCUAUGGGCACUUAAUGACUGACAAUAUUUCCUAAAUUUUUCAUUAAGAGAAAAACAAUAGUAUCUGUGAAAACUUAAGUCUUUUCUCUGGCAAAGAAUUGAUAAUAAUUAAAUGGCUUCGCCCACAAGCUAUUGUUAGUAAAAAGUCUCACCUCUCUUUCAGAUCCUCUAAAAUGCCGAAAUCUCGCACCCCGCCUCGCGCGCAAUAAAUAAUCUCGCAUCCUUGCCAAAGAAUGUAUUGUUUCGGGAAUGUUUUGAUGGAAUUGGCUGUUUCAUGGAGCGAUAUAUUAAAAUCAUGCCUCAAAGGGACUUCAAUAGCUUAAAUUUUAAGCACGCAGUUUCUAGAGUUUAAACAGAAUUGAACAAGCAUAAAGCCCAACCGCGGAAAAAAUGCGAGAACCAAAAAGGAAAAAAAAAAUCUUUGGGAAGCUGUUACGUUAGUAACUUUAAAAAAUCUUCGAGUGACUCUCGCGUCUAGUUUUCGGCUGAUUUAGCAACAGAACGGAAAGUCAUUUGACGACGGGAAAGCGCGCGGAAAGGACGAAACUCGACUUCCAAUGCCCAAUUUGCUGCUCUGCUAUUGGUCAAGCCAGUUGUUUGAUUUGCGCGCGCUGUCGUCAACUGACGUUCUCGUUCUGUUGCUUAAUAAGCCUAUUGUCACAACUGUCAUGAAAAAACGAUAGCACUUGCUUGGAUAAAAGAGUGGACUCAAACAAACCCUCAAGCGUGUCUUAAACUAUUAAACUUAAACAAUUUAACUUAAGUGGUCUGACACACGCGCUAUGAUUUUACUAAAAUCAAACUACUUGUCAUACAAUACGAGCUCGAUCGAGAAAUACCUACUUUUCCUGGGUAAGAAUUUUAACGCGUGCUCGCGAAUUUCGACCACUUUCUUGUAGACUACGAGGAGUCUCUCUUUUUUCUUCGUCCGUUGAGCUCAACGCACGAGAGACGAAACUGACUAUGCGAAAAUGACCACGCUUUACCGUUCGCGCGCGCUUGCUCUUCCCUCACAAAAUCUGAAGUAAAAGAGAGACGGCUCACAGUCUAACUUGUCAGAGGACAAUGAAGGAACGUAUUAGGUCUGCAUUCGUCGGUGUUUCCAUUUGUUUUCAUUGUGGACAAAAAUAAUGCUUUUCUUCUUCAGCAAGUUCCACCGCAAGGUCUUUAUUUGCCAGCAUUAAAAAUGAUCUACUGGAGAGUACGCUAUGAAUGGAAGGCUUUGUGGUGAAAAAAUUGCAAGGUUAAUCGUAAUCAGGGAGUGACAUUGCUUGUUAUACUACCAAUCGCAAAUUUCCCUUUUCAAGCAAGUUGUUUUUGGAAUAAAAAGACAAAUUUUCGAGCUCAUCCGAGGGGUUUAAGUUAAUCAAUCCUCUCGAAAAUUUUUUCAUAUAAAAACUUGCUCUCAAAAAAAGUUAUGCGUCUAACACAAAAAAGAACAUUUAAGUAAAUUGCCCAUCAUAAAUCAAAUCAGUAAGCAAUAAAAGAUUGGGAAAAAAUUUUUCUAAAAAACAUUUUAAGAAAUUUUAAAAACGUUAAAAAAUAUGCAACAACGUUUCGACGUGCUCGGACGUCAUUAUCAAGUCAAGAAAAUUAAGGCGUUUAAAUAAAAUAAAAGAUUAAACUGAAACUUUUCGCUCAAGGAAAAGCCUCGCCGACGAGGUUGUCUUAACAUCGUGGACAAUUGAUUUUACCGACUCAGUUGAUAAAACUAUCUGCGCAAAUAGACGCCGAAAUAUUUCAAUAUUUUUCAACUAUCGCGCGCGUGUGGUGCAUUUCGAUGGAAAAACAGAAUGAAUUGUAAACAGACUUGUAAGACUUCAUUACGGCAUAGAAGAUAUUCGAACAGCUAGUGCAUGCUUCGGAACAGCUGAUGAAACGAACAUUCUCAUUUAUGUCAGCAUUUUGCUACUUUUGGAUGUAGGAUAGAGAAGAACUUCGGUCUAACACAUCCGGUUUUACACCAAGUUGAAUAAUACAAGAACUGUUUCUUUGGACUCAUGUAGAACUAAAAGUCGAACCAUUUCAAAAUUACUUGCGAAAAAAAUGGAAAACUAGGUCAAAAACUGUGUUUUCAAUGUGAUUGUUUUCAAAAAGUCUCACCUCUGUCAUUACGUCAAUAAACAUCUCACCUCUCUAAUUUAUGCUAGUAACUCGCACCUCGUUUCGCGCGAGUUGCUUUUCUUUUGUUCGCGUGCUCAAUUAAUCAACCUUUUGUGAUUGAUUUUAUCAAACAACAAGUUCGUCGGGUAUAUAAAGACAGAUCUUACAAACUUGUAAACAGUUGAUUUCAUCUCUCAAACAAAGAAGAUCAAACGUUCAGUAUGAAGCUUACUAUGUUGUUCUCUGUGGUUCUUUUCGUUUUGCUUCUCACACAGCAAGGACUCUGUAAAAGCAAGUAAGUUAAACUUCUUUUAUUAACCUUAUGUUAGAAGCAAGUUACAAAAAAGGAUGCGCGUGGAAGGCGACAGCCUUGAUUUCCGCGCUACAAUCUGAGGCAAGCAAAUAAAUUCCAAGCGUACUGGACUAAGUUGCAGACGACAGGAAAGUAAAAGUUUUAGGCAGAAAGACACAAAAGCAACACUUUGUAAGCUAGGCGAUGAUACGUAAUAAGUCAAUUUCGAGUUAUUAACUUUACGUUAAAAGCAAGUGAGACAAUUUACGUGCGUGGUAGCGGAGAGCCUCGCUUCCCGCCCUAAAUCUUACCCGAAGACACGGGCAAACUACAGUUAUAAUUUCAUAAAAUUUCCAAACGUAACUAAGCUCCGAGGAACGACAGAGCAAAAGUUGGAACAUAAAGUUUUCACAGAAAUAUUACCACGCUAGUUGAAAGUUAGAUCUAAUACUUGUUUGAUGAAAGAAUGUGAUGACUUUGAAAUACGGUAUUUGACAGUAUUCCCAAGCGUAACUAAACUGCGAAGUGCGGGAAAGUUAAAGUUGAAACAUAAAGAUGAAGAAAAAUAACGUUGUCGAGGAGUAUUUUAGGCUCAGAGGAAACUAGUUUUCUCGGAAAUAUUACAACUAUAGUUAAUAGUCAGAUCCAACAUUCGACCAGUGAAAGAGUAGAGUAUUUGCCCGGAUUCUACGACAACUAAAAUUUUAUUUUGUGUUAUUGUUUCAGAUCCGGCGACUCUUCAAGCAACACCCCUCAAAACAAGGUAUGUUUCAAUACAAAGUCGAUUAGCGAUGCAAGUCGAAAUGAACUGAAAUAACAUACAGCACCUCCUUAUUAACCUUUGUAAUUUGGUUUUUCGAUUAGAUUUUAAAAAAUUAUCAUGGGUCACAAGGAUUCGCUCUCUUCGCCCAUUCUCUCUUGUGGCAUCAUAGUAUAUCAUUCGAGCGUCUGGCCUGUAACUUACAAAAGCUUUUCUAAUAGUUUUAUUCCUUUGCGAAACAACUGUUAAUUGCUCCACGAAUUUCCUUAUCCUGUUUACACAUAGUUUAAAAAGUUCAGAUAAUUUCGUGUCGAUAUUUUUCUAAUUCUUCAACUCUUCUUUUUAUUGCUAGAAUUAUCCUUUGUUACUGCGCAUUGUCAAAGAGGGAGGCCAUCGUGGAUUACAGGAAUGUCAGAGACAGUUUAAGAAAGAGAUAUGGAACUGUUCCCUGGUCAACAAGAAUGUGUUUCAGCAGUUGCCCAUCUUUGUUAAAACCACUUUGCCACAGGGUGAGUAUCGGACAUUUUGUUGUUUAAGAUAAGGCCAACAGCCAGUGAAUAUGGAUCGAAAACUGAAAACUUUUAGUAACAACUAAACAAAAAACUAAGGGACUGACUUAGGAAUAUCAAGAUACCAGAGAUAUUUAUAAUGUAACAACCUUCAAAAUCAACCAGAGCCCAAACGGGCUCCUGAGACUUUCUGCUCAAUGUUUUUAAGUACUAUCUGCAGAAACUGUAAACUCACGUGCGACGUUAAAUAUUGGAAAUUUUUGUUAAUUUUUUUUUCUCUCGAGGAAGUUUGCAUGGCAACUUUAAUAAGACAAAAACUUAGACUGACUAAACAUUUUUACACAGAGCAGUUCUUCCAAAAAAGGCGAAGCUAAGUCUUAGCUGGUGUCAAGAAUACGACAGAGCCGUGCAUAACUGAUCAUCAUCAAGGACUGCCCGUUGCCAUAAAGAGACUGUCGGUGAACCUCUGAUAACAAUUGAUCUAUGUUGCUAAUAUACCUAGGCCAACAUUAACACUUACUUCUCAAUUAAGGCAAAAUGCUGGUUUAGGGGAGGGGUAGGUGGGCAUUUUCCCAAAAACAUAUAAUGAUCCAAUGUAAUCUUUAAAUCUUUACAGCCACUCGGGAAACCGCUUUUCUUCACGCCAUCAGCAGCGCCGCCAUUACACACGAGAUCACUCUUCAAUGCGCACGCAAUAGAAUCCCCGGAUGUAGAUGCAGUAAAACGAGAAAACAGCUGCAAGGAGACCGUGAGUGGGAAUGGGGCGGAUGCAGCGAUAACACCAAAUAUGGAGAAAAGGAGACGAGACGCUUCAUCGACAGACUAGAGAAAGGAAACGACGCUCGCACAGCAUUCAACCUGCAUAAUAAUCAAGUGGGAAGAAAGGUAAACUGACUCGACAUUAUUUAUCGUUCGCAUAAAAUCGGCAAAUGUGUGUCGUGACCAAUCAUAAGAGGUAGAGGAUUUAAAAAGUUACAGAGGUUAUGUUACGAAUUAUGCCAAAAUUCUAAGAGUAGGAACUGCCUACAAAAGUGGGGCCCGGAUGGAGAAAGGUUUGAAGUUGUGGGUUUUUGAAAACUUGUUAGCCUAAGUUCAUUUUCGUUGUUUAUAUCGUUUGGUAUAAUGCUCGGGAUUUUGUGGCCGAGAGUUUGCCGUACAUGGGGAAUUUCUUCGUCAUCGUUUUAAAAAGAAUCCGUCAAAUCUCGUGUGGGACAUACCACAGUUUCUUAGACUUCCUUUGUACAACCGCAAAUUGCGCUACUUUUCAAUUUCCAAGUCCUGUAAUUAAACAUGCACGAUGACCUACAUUGAUUGACUCAAGCUCAAACUUUACCCAGCAGUUCUUUUGUCUUGCCAGUUUUAACUACAAUGGUCUGACAGAAUGAUUGUUAUUUGUUUAAAACAGGUUGUUCGAGGAAGCCUCAAAAAAGAAUGCAAGUGUCAUGGCGUCACUGGCAGUUGUACCUUGAAAACCUGCUGGAAGCAGCUGGCUCCUUUUGCCGUCGUUGGAUCAGCGCUCAAGCAGAAGUACCUCACAGCUGUUCCAGUGUCAUUCAAAAACAACAAACUUCACGAGAAAGAAGGCCGGGACAGACCGCUAUCAAGGAAAUCCAAGAAGCUUGUUUACUUAGACUCGUCCCCAGACUACUGCGUACGAAAUACUACAGCUGGCUCUCUUGGAAUGCUGGGAAGAACCUGUACAAGUGACGCUGGACACACCAAGCAAUGCAGAUCUCUUUGUCAAUCUUGUAACUUGCGGGCUCAAACCAAAGAACAUUUCAAACAGGUCAAGUGCAGAUGUAAAUUUGUGUGGUGCUGUACUGUGAAAUGCGAGUUAUGUACUGUCAAAUAUUCGCUUACAACUUGUUCAAAAUAG